AUGGGAGUGCUCAUGUCCAAAAAGCAACAGGUGGAGAAGGUUCAGAAGUGCAACGCUGUGGUCUCCGCCUUCCAGUCCGGCAUGAAAGACCGCCCGCUUGCAGCCAAACUAGCCGAGGCUCCAGAAGACAGCGACAAACCCGGACUCUCUCCUAACAGCCCGACAGAGGAGAGCAAGACCAACGAAAAGACGGAGAAGUCUGAAGCGGAGCUGACUGCGGCACCAUCCACGUCUCAGCAAUGCUCGCUUCCCGGUCGCGAAGAGUGCAAGGUGAACCAGGAGUCGUGGUCAAGGCUCCGGGACGGGAAGGGGGUGGAGCCUGAAGAUCUGGACAAAAGCCAUCAGCUGACACCGCCGGCGUUCGUGAGGCCCAAACGAGAAGCCGACGACGCUCAGCCGCUGGACAUCGAGCUGGGGAUUACAGAGCAGCCUCCCAGUGACGAGAUAUGUGACGUGUGCGAAGUGUGGACGGCCGAUGACCUGUACCCCUGCCGGAUCUGCACCAGGGUCUUCCACGACGGCUGCCUCCGCGAGCUGGGCUAUCUGAGCACUGAGGCCCUGCAGGAGAUGAGAGACACAGCCCACACGGUGACCGGCUGGAGCUGCUACUACUGCGAUAAUCUUAAUCUGCUGCUGACAGAGGAGGAGAUGUACAGCCUCAUGGAGACCUUCAAUCAGUGCAAGAUCAUCCCAGAGUCGUGCCUGGUGUCAGAUGAGCUGCUGCAGUAUCGUCACUUCGUCUCCAAGCAGCAGUUUGACAAAGACCUGACGGAUGAGCAGGAGGAGGAGGUCCUGGCUCAGUUCUCAGCUCUGGACCCUAACAAGAAGGGCCACAUUGAGUGGGCCGACUUCCUCUACUUUGAGUCCCUUGCCGUUCUGAGGAAACUGCGCACAGAGAACUCUUUGGUGCGUCUGCUGACAGGGAAAGAGCGGGACAAGGCACGCUCAGUUUUUAUGAGUCUGGACAAAGACGGAGUGAUCACUCGAGCCGAGUGCCGCCAGGCUCAGCAGUCCUGGUUCCAGAAGGGCACCGAGGACUCGCAAUCCUGCAACGUCAGAUUCAUGGCGAUCUGCACUCCUAUGUUCUGUGGUAUCAGUCACGUUGGACCCAUUUGUGAGAGCAGUCCAGCCAGCUCAGGCAGCGACAGGAGCAAGACAGACGACAACAGGCCUGUAACCUGGGCAGACUUCCUCAAGGACAGUGCCAUCUACAUCCUGGCCGCGCGCCCCAACAGCUCUGCCAUGCACAUCCGGAUGCCUCUAUAG
This is a messenger RNA of Knipowitschia caucasica, 1266 nucleotides long. Lineage: Eukaryota; Metazoa; Chordata; Actinopteri; Gobiiformes; Gobiidae. The record is from the annotation of a GenBank genome assembly.